GGACAAAGUCUGUCAGCAACAAGGUGCCAGGUUGAGAGAAGAAAAGCCUGGGUUGCAGGUUGCAGCAGGGGGUUGAAGGCCAAAUUGUAGAAGGUAUCUGCAGAUUGCUUUAAAGCUGGAAAGGGCUGAAAUAUUGAGUGGGUUGCAUCAACAUGACAAAGCACUGGCCGGAGCAGAGCCUCCUGGCACCAGCCGCUCUGUUCCACAGGGGAGAACAUCGCGACAAUCAACUUGACUUCUGCAGAAAUGUGCAGCGGGGCUUUCCUUCCUGCGGUCUAGCCCAGCAGCAGCAGCAGCAACUGGGUGAGAUGGCUCCACAGCAGCAGCAGCAGCAGCCCUCUGCGCGCACCGAGCACCCCGGCGGUGCCUCCGGGCUCACGGGUCAAGCCACGCCAGCGCACCCGUCCUACCCGGACGGCGAGGACGCCAACGCCAAGCUGCGGGACGUAACGCAGGCGACGUGGAGGUCUGAACCGGAGAGAAGCGUUUCCUGCGGUGGGAAGAAGAAGAACUACCAGCGGUAUCCCAAACCGCCUUACUCUUACCUGGCUAUGAUCGCCAUGGUCAUCCAGCGGUCCCCAGAGAAGAAGCUUACGCUGUCGGAGAUCCUGAAGGAGAUCAGUACCCUCUUUCCAUUUUUCAAAGGGAACUACAAAGGGUGGCGGGAUUCUGUGCGACACAACCUUUCCUCCUAUGACUGCUUUGUUAAGGUGCUGAAGGAUCCGGGCAAACCUCAGGGAAAGGGGAACUUCUGGGCCGUGGACCUGAAUCGUAUUCCCCUGGAGCUUCUGAAGAGGCAGAACACGGCUGUGUCGCGCCAAGACGAGACCAUCUUUGCUCAGGAUCUGGCCCCCUACAUCCUGCAGGGACACAGGCCGGAAUCUGAGGCGCCCCCUCCUCCGGCCGAGUGUGUGACCUCUCUGCCGUCCGCGUCGCCAGGAAAUCCUUCACCGUCGCAGGAGGACUUGUUCCGACCCAAGCUGGACUCGUCUUUUGCCAUUGAUUCCUUGCUACACAGUCUGCGACCUGCGAGCGCUUCUGGAGAAGUAGACAGGGACUGCUGGGCCGGGGCGGAGCACCCUCGGCCUUCGCCGCCCCCGCGGCCUCAUUACGCCUCCUCUGCUAGCUCGGUGAGCCCCGCCUCCACCUCCUCCUCCUCCGAUGAGGAAUGGAAAGGUGUGUCCCACACUGGGAAGCGUUUUCCUCCUGAUGGGGGAACAGGGUCUGACGGUUAUGAGGACCACAGACCGCCGAUGCACAAGUCUGCCAGGCGGGAGACCGUAGCGCCUCCAUGGGAGCUUCCAACGUCCUACGCCAAGUAUGCCCCCCCUAACGCAGUGGCCCCACCUAGCAUGCGGUUCAACGGAGGCCCCUUGAUGCCGCUGCACGGCGGACUGCCGCUUUACAGCUAUGGCAGCUCUCCCAUGACGCCCGCCCACUUCCUAGGUCACUCGUACUGGCCGAUCCUCCCCGGCAGGCGGGUCUCGGUUCAACCCCCUCCUCUGCUGAUGGACCUGGACAACAUGCUGCAGUCUGUGCCUCCGAAUAAGAGCGUGUUCGACGCGCUGCUGCCCGCCAAUCAGAACCCUUACCCCCAUCACCCGCCUCAGAGUCAGUACACGCUGCAGAACGGGGCUCCUCUCAACAGGUAUCACCAGUACUGAGUCCUUCAUGGACCAAACAAGGAACCCAAGCUGGAAAUUAACUUUAAGCUCCAGACAAU
This is a messenger RNA of Fundulus heteroclitus (mummichog), 1723 nucleotides long. RefSeq names its product forkhead box H1 (gene foxh1). The record is from RefSeq and is a predicted model, not a curated record. Gene Ontology annotation, biological process: regulation of DNA-templated transcription. Gene Ontology annotation, molecular function: DNA-binding transcription factor activity; sequence-specific DNA binding. The transcript has 4 exons. Lineage: Eukaryota; Metazoa; Chordata; Actinopteri; Cyprinodontiformes; Fundulidae. Bases 153 to 1664 code for a protein of 503 amino acids.